UUUCCCUGCUUCCUAUGCUGAUCCUCACCCUCGCCGAGUCGCCAACUGGACGAUUCCUUCCAGAUAAUCUCUUACUUUUGAUUUAUGACGAGGAAGUCAACGCAGAACGAAAUUUACUCGCAGUUGAAGUUACUACGAAGAUCGACGUCUUUCCUGCAGUCGAACACGUGAUUUCUGCUGAUCUAUGUAUAAUAAUCAACCUGUUACUUCGAAAUUAUAAAUUGAGUAUUUUCUUUUCUUUUUUUUUUCUUCUUUUUUUUUUGAGAAUAAUUUUUUAAACGACCGAGAUUAUUGAAAAAGUAUGACAACUAGCAAGGAUGUACAAGCACGUGCUCGACAAACACGGCAUAAAUAACAUUUGGCCAGAUCCUCGUAUGACUAAUCAAACACCCUUAUCAGUCUCUUAAUAUAGUAUAAACCGACGUUGCUCUUUGUAACGAGAUUACGUUAGCAUUUCAAGAUACGAUCAAACAAAGACUUCAAUUAAUCCGCCCUCAUUUUUCGAAUUUUCUCAUACAAUAUCGGAGAAUAAUCGUUCCGUUUAGAGUUACAAACGAGUUUGCCUAAUUUUUCACAAGUGUACAACUUUCUUGCUGACUAAGCUGAACUAUGGCCGACGAAAAUGAACAUCAAGAUCGCGAUAACAUCAACUUAUUAAAUUUCAGUCUCCGACUGAACGAUUACUCGUAUUAUUACUCGUAUCGUACGAUUAGGUACAGUCCGAAAAUUAUCGAAUUUUAUUACAUAAGACAACAUUCCAUUCGAGUAACAAAUCGAAAGAUAGAUGGAACGAUAAAACACUCUCAAAACAACGAAUUUGUAUUCGAGACGAUAAUGAAAUGGGGAUCGAUUAUGCUCUAGUUAAUGCGAAAAUUUGUUGACAAUGGAAACCAUCCAAAAGAUCGUACCUUGAAACGAGAAUAUCCACAUCGUGAGAACGUGCUAAUAUGUCAUGACGUCAGCAUACGAUAUAUCGUGCAUCAAAGAUCAUUAGCAUAAGCAUGUGAUCAGCUAAACCACGUGCUCGUGAUCGUCUGGCGUAAAAACUUUUUGUUUGACGGUAACUUUUACGGGAGUCGACGAUCUCGAUAGUAGAUCUCGGCAAAACAUCUGUAAAUUGUGAUUAUCGAUAGUUGAUAGUUGAGUUUUAACUAAAAUUUUCCUACUAUAUUUGAAGUCAAAAGAGUGUGUUUCCGUCAUGCUGUGGAUGAACAAAGUAUGAAGUUCCCGUGCUUCCCGAAGCCAAGUAUCCUGGGACAGAGGGGCAGUAUCAAUCUUGCCUCUCUGUCUGGGAAUGAGUCGAACAAUGUGAACAGUACGACCUUAAACCAAAAUGUGAAGAGCCCAGUGGUAACGAGCUACAAAGAAUCUGGUGAACCAGAUCUGACUCAUGGCGUUAUACGACCCUUACCUGCUACGGUAAUAUCUAAUGGAAUCGGCCCACCUGUACAGUCCCAUGGAAAAAGUAGGGCACCAUUGCCACCACAACAAAGUCACAAUGGGAACGAACAAGAUCCUGUCAGAACUUCGGAUGGUUCUGAUCAACCUGCGAAUCCCAGAGGCGGUAUUAUCGGCAAAACUCCAACGCCACUCUCUGAGCCAACUCCUGUUUACGAAAAGGACGAAAAGAGUAAACAACAGAUUACAAAGGCCAUUUUGGAGAACGAAUUUCUUGGUAACCUUGAGGAAAAUCAGGUGGAAGCGUUAGUCGAUGCCAUGUACCCGAAACAUAUACCACCGAACACCUUAGUGAUUCGAGAAGGAGAUAUGGGAUCGCACCUGUACGUGUCAGCGGAAGGAGAGUUCGAUAUCUAUGAGGGUGACAAUUUCCAAAGAAGUUUUGGUCCUGGCAUCGCGUUCGGAGAAAUUGCUUUGUUAUACAACACCAAGAGACUUCGAUCCAUCAGCGUAAAGAAAGGUGGAAAGGUGUGGGUCCUCGACCGAUCCGUGUUUCUCACUGUUAUGAUUGACACAACGCAGAAAAGGCUGGAAGGAAACAUUCGAUUCCUUAAACAAGUUUCUGUUCUCCAAAAAUUGCCCGAGCCAAAGGAUCACGUGCUCGCUAAGAUUUCCGAUCUUCUCCGCGUGGAAUUUUAUCCUGCUGGAGCAAAAAUAGUUACGCAAGGAGAAAAAGGUGACAAAUUUUUCAUAAUCAGCGGUGGAAACGUUAGAAUAACAAAAGACACCGAGGAUGGUGACGAAGAAGAGCUAGUGGUCCUUGGAAAGGGUCAAUACUUUGGAGAAAUAGCUCUUUACGACGACACUGGUGAAAAUCGUCGACACGCCAACGUCAUUGCACUGGCGCCUGGUGUCGAAUGUUUAACUUUGGACCAACAUUCCUUCCUGAAUUAUUUGGGUGGCCUCGACGAAAUACGCAACAAGGAUUGGUUAGCGGAAUACGGAAGACAGAAACAAUCGCUGACGCUGAAGAAGUGGACUAGCGAGUAUUCGAACGUCACUUUGGCCGAUUUGGAGACCAAAGCAACGCUAGGAGUUGGAGGGUUCGGCAGAGUGGAAUUAGUCACUUUAAAGUCAGAUCCUCAGAAGAGUUUUGCUCUCAAGAGACUGAAGAAGAAGGUGAUGGUCGAGCAACAGCAACAGGAACACGUGCUGAACGAGAAACAUAUUAUGCAAGCCUGUGAUUCUCCAUUCAUAUGCAAGCUCUACCAGACGUACAAGGACCGGAAAUACGUAUAUUUCCUGAUGGAAGUCUCUCUAGGUGGAGACGUGUGGACAACUCUCCAAAGAAGACGAGUCUUCGAUGAGUCAACCGCACAAUUCAUGGUAGGAUGCGUGGUAGAAGCUUUGGAUCAUCUUCAUUCGAUGAACAUUAUUUAUCGUGAUCUAAAGCCAGAGAAUCUUAUGCUCGACGCCCGUGGAUACUUAAAACUAGUUGACUUCGGUUUCAGUAAAAAGAUCGGACCAUCGAAAACGUGGACUUUCGCUGGUACGCCCGAGUACGUGGCGCCAGAAAUUAUUUUGAACAAAGGACACGAUAGGGCGGUGGAUUACUGGGCCCUCGGGAUUUUAACUCAUGAGCUACUAAUCGGUAAGCCACCAUUCCGAGGUUCUGAUCAUAUGUCCAUUUACAACAAAAUUCUGAAGGGCAUCGAAGUGGUCGGAAUACCUAAUUCCAUUAGCAGAAACGCCAGCAGUAUCAUCAAGAAGCUUCUUCGUCUAAGUCCUUCUGAACGUCUUGGCUACCAAAGAAAUGGCAUCCAAGAUAUUCGAGAUCACAAAUGGUUCAAUGGAUUUAAUUGGCAAGCCUUGCAAAGAUUAACCUUACCAGCGCCAAUCGUUCCGACAAUACGAAAUCCGACCGAUACGAGGAAUUUCGAAAAGUAUCCGCCGGAUCGUAAUGUUCCACCGGACGAGUUCUCUGGAUGGGACGCGAGCUUCUAAGCAGGAAAAAUCGCACGAUAAUCUAAGCUGUACAUGAUUUCUCCAUUAAACGUUUGAUAAGAGUCGUGAAAUGAUACAAAAAGUGCACAUGAAGGAUGAAAAUAAUGUUUACAAUAAUACCCUACAAUAAAAGCAUACCGAUAGCAAAGAGAUAAUCGUUAUCUUUAAUCGAUUCGUAUAUUACAGAUGCGUAGUUUCCUAUGUAUGUUUCUUACAUUCGAAGACACUAAUGUAUGAAGACGCUAAUCUUGUAUCUUAUGACUAAACUGUAAUUAAUUAGCAAUAUAUAAUAGCAAUAUAUAUAUAAUUCUUGUAAAAGAAGUAGAAAGCGAACAAAAAGAUACUCUGCGAUGGAUAAUAAUUUUAACCAUGAUAAUUUUAAUAUUACUAAUUGAUAAUAAAUUUAUAGGUACAUGAGUUGUUAA
Bombus huntii is the source of this 3827-nucleotide messenger RNA. Its product is annotated as cGMP-dependent protein kinase, isozyme 1-like. Gene Ontology annotation, molecular function: cGMP-dependent protein kinase activity; ATP binding. Gene Ontology annotation, biological process: protein phosphorylation. The transcript has 14 exons. Bases 1219 to 3402 code for a protein of 727 amino acids. The record is from RefSeq and is a predicted model, not a curated record. NCBI's taxonomy places the organism in Eukaryota, Metazoa, Arthropoda, Insecta, Hymenoptera, Apidae.